Aureobasidium pullulans EXF-150 is the source of this 7424-nucleotide messenger RNA. Its product is annotated as TOR1 phosphatidylinositol 3-kinase. Gene Ontology annotation, molecular function: protein-containing complex binding; protein binding; protein serine/threonine kinase activity. Gene Ontology annotation, cellular component: nucleus; TORC1 complex; TORC2 complex. The coding region runs from base 79 to 7233 and encodes 2384 amino acids. The record is from RefSeq and is a predicted model, not a curated record. Lineage: Eukaryota; Fungi; Ascomycota; Dothideomycetes; Dothideales; Saccotheciaceae. Gene Ontology annotation, biological process: protein phosphorylation; negative regulation of macroautophagy; TOR signaling. The transcript is spliced from 3 exons.
CGCAAUCUGGGACAGUCUCGCCAUCCAUACCUUUUCUAGAUGAACAGUGGCGCAUGAGUAGCGCGGUAAGGCAAGACUAUGGCUCAAGCCUACCGCGAUGCGCUUGAACGCACCGUCCAGGACCUCAAAUCAAGGCGCGAUGAGCGACGACUACACGCUGCCGAGAGCCUUCUCCACGAAGUCGAAGCUGCUCACAGAGAACUGUCGGCCGCCCAAUUCGCACCCUACUACGUCGAAGUCAACAAACGCAUCGCCGACCUCAUCCAGAAUGGAGCCGAUACACACGAACGAACCGGCGGAUUGUAUGCGCUUUCGCAACUCAUCGACUUCAAGGGCGACGAUGCUGCUCAAAAGACAACUCGCUUCCAUACCGUUCUGCGCAAGGUCAUGACGGGCAACGACACAGCUGCCAUGGUCGUCGCAGCAAAGACUCUUGGACACCUCGUCUCACCUGGCGGUACUCUCACCGCAGAGCUAGUGGAUGCAGAAGUCAAGGUUGCCCUCGAAUGGCUCCAGAUCGAACGAAACGAAAACCGUCGCUUCUCCGCCGUCUUGAAUCUCUACGAGCUUGCGAAGAGCUCGCCCACGCUUUUACACGUCUGGAUACCCGACAUCUUCGAGGUCAUCUGGGUUGCCCUACGCGACCCAAAGGUCAUGAUUCGCGAAUCGGCCGCCAAUACCAUCAGCCAGUGUUUCGAGAUCCUUAUGGCCAGAGACCCACAGGCUCGCCAGAAAUGGUUGACGAGAACAUAUGAAGAGAUAGACAAGGGCUUCCAACAUAACACAGUCGAGGCCAUCCACGGUUCUCUCCUUGCACUGAAAGAAUUGUUGCAGAAAGGAGGCAUGUUCAUGCACGGCCCUCGAUACAAGGAAGCAUGCGAGCGCAUCCUGUCAUACAGGGAGCAUCGUGACCCUCUGAUCCGUCGUGAGGUCGUCUACAUUAUUCCGAUUCUGGCCAGAUACGCGCCGAAGGAGUUCUGCAAUGGCUACAUCCAUCGAUCCAUGUCGCAUCUUCAAGGCCUUCUCAAGUCACCCAAGGACCGCAACUUGUCAUUCAUCGCUAUUGGAAACGUCGCAAAUGCUGUCGGCAGUCAGAUCGCUCCCUACCUGGACAACAUCCUCCUCCACAUUCGCGAAGCCCUUAGCGUAAAAGCACGUAUCAAGAAUACAGAUGAAGCUCCCAUCUUCAAGUGUAUCAGCAUGAUCUCGAUUGCCGUUGGUCAGACUCUGAGCAAAUACAUGGAAGCAUUGCUGGAUCCUAUCUUUGCCUGCGGGUUGAGCGAUGCUCUUACACAAGCUCUUGUGGACAUGGCACAUUACAUCCCUCCGGUCAAGCCAAUCAUCCAGGAGAAGCUUCUCGACUUGCUGAGCAUGACGCUCUGUGGCAAGUCCUUUGUUCUGCCUGGUCAUCCUAGCCACAGCACACCCUUGCCAAGAAUCUUCACUAGAGAAGCCAGAGACCAACAGGACCCUCAGCACAUUGAACACAAAGAACAACAGAUCGCAUUGGCUCUCUACACUCUUGGUAGCUUUGAUUUCUCUGGUCAUGUUCUUAACGAAUUUGUCAGAGACGUCGCUAUCCGUUAUGUCGAGGACGAUGAUGCUGAGAUUCGCAAAGCUGCUGCACUGACCUGCUGUCAAUUGUUCGUUAGGGACCCAAUUGUCUACCAGACCAGUCACUAUUCGAUACAGGUCGUUAGCGAUGUGAUUGAGAAGCUGCUCACUGUCGGAGUCGCUGAUCCUGAAGCUGAAAUUCGCAGAACCGUUCUGGCCUCUCUGGAUGCUCGCUUCGACCGUCAUCUCGCAAAGGCUGAGAACGUGCGUACGCUGUUCCUGGCCCUAAACGAUGAGAUCUUCGGCAUCAGAGAAGCAGCCAUGACCAUCAUCGGUCGUCUGACUGCUGUAAACCCAGCUUACAUCUUCCCAUCCUUGCGCAAGGUCUUGAUCCAGUUGUUGACUGAGAUAGAAUACUCGAACAAUGUGAGAAACAAGGAAGAAAGUGCACGACUCAUCAGUCACCUGGUUGGUUCAUCCUCAAAGUUGAUCAAGCCUUACGUGGACCCUAUGAUCACUGUGCUUCUACCAAAAGCACAAGAUUCUAAUCCAGACGUUGCAUCUGCUACAUUAAAGGCCAUCGGUGAUUUGGCUACCGUCGGUGGUGACGAGAUGGUCAAGUACGUCCCGGAAUUGAUGAAGGUCAUCAUCGAGAGUCUACAAGAUUUGAGCUCAGCCGCCAAACGCAGAGCAGCUUUGAGAACGCUCGGUCAACUUGCUAGCAAUUCCGGCUAUGUCAUCGACCCUUACAUUGAGCAUCCAGAGCUUUUGUCUAUCUUGGUACAAGUUGUCAAGAACGAACCACCAGGUGAACUCCGCAAAGAAACCAUCCGCCUGAUGGGUAUCCUCGGUGCUCUGGACCCGUACAGACAUCAGGUCAUGGAACAAUCCUCCGAGAACCAUCUCGUGGCAGAUUCACAGACUGUCACUGAUGUUGGUCUAAUUAUGCAAGGAACGACUCCCUCGAAUGAGGAGUAUUAUCCCACGAUUGUUAUCAACACUCUUCUGGACUUGCUCAAGGAACCUACUCUGGCGCAACAUCAUGCUGCUGUAGUAGAAGCUGUUAUGAGCAUUUACAGAACUAUGCGUCUGAAAUGUGUCAACUUCCUUGGUCUUGUGGUGCCUGGCAUUCUCCUUGUCAUCCGCACAUCGCCAGCAGGCAAUAUUGAGAAAUACUUCAACAACCUCAGUGAGCUGGUGGAGAUUGUUCGUCAACACAUCAGACCCUACUUGCCGGAGAUUCUUGCUACAGUACAAGACUUCUGGGCAGACAACUCUCCUUACCAAGCGACCAUGCUUGCCCUCAUUGAGUCAAUUGCACAGUCAUUGGAAGGCGAAUUCAAGAUUUACCUCGCAAAUGUGCUGCCACUCAUGCUGGGUGUCCUUGAUCAUGAUAUCACACCAAGACGUCUGCCUUCCGAAAGAGUGCUACAUGCGUUCCUUGUCUUCGGUUCAAGCGCGGAAGAGUACAUGCAUCUGAUCAUUCCCGUCAUCGUUCGCAUGUUCGAGAAGCCAGGUCAGCCAACGCAUAUCCGCAAGCUGGCCAUUGAGACGAUCGGCAAGCUCUCAAGACACGUUAAUAUUUCCGAGUUUGCUGCAAAGAUCAUUCAUCCUUUGUCACGUGUCUUGGCAGGUUCAGAGACUGGUCUGAAGCAGACUGCUCUGGACACCUUGUGCGCUCUGAUUUUCCAGCUUGGUCCUGAUUAUAUCCACUUCAUUCCGACCAUCAACAAGAUUCUUGUCACUCACAAGGUUCCCCACACCAACUAUGCAUUAAUUGUCAGCAAGUUGCAGAAGGGUGAACCAUUACCUCAGGACCUGAGUCCUGAUGAGCGCUACAAGACCUCUGCCUCGGAAGAGGUACAGAGAGGUGUUGAUAACCGCAAGUUGGCUGUGAAUCAGCAGCAUCUCAAGAUCGCUUGGGCAGCUAACGCAAAGUCAACCAAAGAAGAUUGGCAAGAAUGGAUGAGAAGAUUCAGUUUGGAGCUGCUCAAGGAGUCGCCACAAAACGCCCUUAGAUCAUGCUCGCAGCUGGCCAGUUCUUACCCCCCUCUUGCAAGACAGCUCUUCAACUCGGCUUUUGUGUCGUGCUGGACUGAGUUGUAUGAUCACUACCAGGAGUCAUUGGUCCGCUCGAUCGAGACUGCUUUGACAUCACCACACAUCCCGCCUGAGAUUUUGCAAGUUCUUCUCAACCUUGCCGAGUUCAUGGAGCACGAUGAUAAGGCUCUGCCGAUUGAUGUUCGCACUCUCGGAAUGUACGCCGGAAAGUGCCACGCUUUUGCAAAGGCACUCCAUUAUAAGGAGCUCGAGUUCAAUGCCGAGCAGAAUGCUAGCAAUGUUGAAGCUUUGAUCAGUAUCAACAAUCAACUCCAGCAGACUGAUGCAGCCUUCGGUAUCUUGCGUAAGGCGCAAGGCUACGUGGACGUUCAGAUGAAGGAGACAUGGUUCGAGAAACUGCAGCGUUGGGAAGAGGCUCUGACGGCGUAUCAACGUCGUGAGCGUGACGAACCAGACUCGUUCGAGGUCAUCAUGGGUAAGAUGCGCUGUCUUCACGCUCUUGGUGAGUGGGAAGUUUUGUCGUCUCUUGCUCAGGAGAAGUGGAUGCACGCCUCUUCAGAGAACCGCAAGUCUAUUGCAGCUUUGGCUGCUGCGGCCGCUUGGGGUAUGGGACAAUGGGAGCUCAUGGAUGGCUACUUGUCUGUGAUGAAGCUGCAUUCUCCUGACAGAUCAUUCUUCGGCGCUAUUCUCUCCAUCCACCGCAACCAGUUCGACGAUGCUCAAUUGCACAUCAACAAAGCAAGAGAGGGGCUGGACACUGAACUCAGUGCACUCCUUGGAGAGUCCUACACAAGAGCCUACAGCGUCAUUGUCCGCGUUCAGAUGCUGGCCGAGCUGGAGGAGAUUAUCGCAUACAAGCAGAGCUCCAGCGAUCCUCACAAGCAGGAACGCAUGCGUCUCACCUGGACAAAGCGUCUCAAGGGUUGUCAAAAGAACGUCGAGGUCUGGCAACGAAUGCUCAAGGUUCGUGCGCUUGUCAUCUCCCCACCAGAGAACGCAGAGAUGUACAUAAAGUUUGCCAGCAUCUGUCGCAAGGCUCAGAGGAACGGCUUGGCCGAAAAGUCACUCAAUUCCCUUCUUGGUUGGCAGGGCUCUCUUAUGACCCCAGAAGGUCAAGAGCGCACCCUUCACGCGCCCUACCCUGUUCAAUAUGCCGUGUACAAGUACAUGUGGUCAAACGGCUACUCCUCUGGCGCCUUGACCGGUUUGAGAGACUUUACCGAAAGACUGCGGAUUGACUACGAGCAGCGUACACUUGCUGUCACAAAUCCGAACACCAACGGCAUGAAUGGUAUGAACGGCACAAACGGUGUCAAUGGCACCCAAUUCCCAGCAGCUGGUGUCAGCCCACAGAUCUCCGAGAAGGAUGUCGCUCAACUGGCCGAUUGGCAGAGACUGCUUGCCAGGUGUUACCUCAAGCAAGGUGACUGGCUCAGUCUGCAGAUGCGUGGGGAGUGGGACGCUCACCGAGUGCAUGAGAUAAGAUCCUCGUACAAGGCAGCAACUCACUACAACCAGGACUGGUACAAGGCGUGGCACGCUUGGGCUCUUGCCAACUUCGAGGUGGUCACAGCACUCACAGCCAACAAAGACAGAGGGGAAGCCGACGGUAUGCAGAGACGCUACAUCCACGACUACGUUGUUCCUGCCAUUCAAGGCUUCUUCAAGUCGAUUGCUCUCUCGUCUUCAAGCUCGUUGCAAGAUACUCUGCGCCUGCUGACUCUGUGGUUCAACCACGGUGAGCACCAAGAGGUUACCUCAGCUGUGACCCAGGGCGUCACUACUGUCAGCAUCGACACAUGGCUUGAGGUCAUUCCUCAACUGAUUGCUCGUAUCAACCAGCCGAACAGACUGGUCAAGGACUCAAUCCACCAUUUGUUGUGUGAAGUUGGACGAGCUCAUCCUCAAGCUCUUGUUUACCCUCUGACCGUCUCGAUCAAAUCUGAAGACAGAGACCGUUCAAGAGCUGCCAAGGACAUCAUGACUGCUAUGGAACAACACAGUCCCAACCUUUGCAGACAAGCCGCUGUUGUCAGUCAUGAGCUCAUCCGUAUUGCUGUCCUCUGGCACGAACAAUGGCACGAGGGUCUCGAAGAAGCUUCCAGACUAUACUUUGGUGAUCACGACAUCGAUGGUAUGCUUCGCACCCUUGAGCCGCUGCAUCGCAUGCUUGACGAGGGCCCUGAGACUUUGAGAGAAAUAUCAUUUAUCCAAAGCUUCGGACGCGACCUCGCAGAAGCCAGAGACUGGUGCAACAACUUCAAGCGUACGAAUGAGGUUGGUGAUCUCAACCAAGCAUGGGAUCUUUACUACGGUGUUUUCAAGAGAAUCGCCAGACAAUUGCCUCAACUUGCGAACCUCGAGCUGCAAUACGUGUCGCCUAAGCUGAAGAACGUUCACGACCUCGAGCUUGCACUUCCUGGUACCUAUAAGAGUGGCAAGGAGAUUAUUCGCAUUCUCUCUUUCGAUCCGUCCUCGACCGUCAUUCAGUCCAAGCAGCGUCCAAGAAAGCUCACACUCACUGGCAGUGAUGGCGGUACUUACCAGUAUGUCCUCAAGGGUCAUGAAGAUAUUCGUCAAGAUGAGCGUGUCAUGCAACUCUUCGGUCUCGUCAACACAUUGCUUUCGCAUGAUCCUGAGUCACUCAAGCGUCACCUCAACAUUCAGCGCUACGCGGCUAUCCCUCUUUCGACACAAUCUGGUCUGCUCGGAUGGGUACCUAACAGUGACACCCUGCAUGUUCUCAUCCGGGAUUACCGUGAGAGUCGUAAGAUUCUUCUCAAUAUUGAACACCGUAUCAUGCUUCAAAUGGCACCCGACUACGACAAUCUCACUCUCAUGCAGAAGGUUGAAGUCUUUGGCUAUGCUCUGGACAACACUACUGGCCAAGAUCUUUACCGUGUGUUGUGGUUGAAGAGUAAGAGUUCCGAGGCCUGGCUGGAACGUCGCACAAACUAUACGCGCUCCCUCGCUGUCAUGUCAAUGGUCGGUUACAUCUUGGGUCUCGGUGACCGUCAUCCCUCCAACUUGAUGCUUGACCGUAACACCGGCAAAAUUAUCCACAUCGAUUUCGGUGAUUGUUUCGAAGUCGCCAUGCACCGCGAGAAAUACCCCGAGCGUGUACCCUUCCGUCUCACACGUAUGCUCACCUUCGCCAUGGAGGUGUCGAACAUCGAGGGAAGUUUCCGCACUACUUGCGAACAUACAAUGCGUGUGCUCCGCGAGAACAAGGAAUCACUCAUCGCCGUGCUCGAAGCGUUCAUUCACGAUCCUCUGCUCACCUGGCGUUUGGGCAACAAGAACUCGCCUCCAGAGCCUUCCUUCCCUUCAGAGCGUCGCACAUCAAUCAUCGGCGAAUUGGACUCUGCCCCACGCAGCACACCAGGAGGUCGCAAGCGUGCUCCUCCAGGGGGCGAAAACAUCCCAGGCGAAGGUAAAGAAGUCCAAAACGCCAGAGCCCUGCAGGUACUUGCUCGCGUCAAGGAGAAGCUCACUGGUAGAGACUUCAAGAAAGAUGUCGAGUUGGCCAUUGAGGAGCAAGUCGAGAAGUUGUUGUCCGAAGCGACAAACUUGGAGAAUCUGUGUCAACAUUACGGCGGAUGGUGCAGUUUCUGGUAAUGGACUAUUCAGGAGGGAGGGAUGUGACUUUGGAGGUCUGGUGCCAGGUGGGAAACAUGUUUCGGGUAUCUUUGAUUCGCUUUUCUUCGGUGGCUGGGCUGUGAGCUUUUACGUGCAUAGCGGUGGCGUCUGCUGUUUUGAUCAACUUUCUAAUUAGUCGGCUCAUAUUCUCUUCUCGGUAUGUAAUGGGA